UAGGUUGUACGAGCUUGGUCAAUCAGUUCGUUUCUGAACCUUUAGCAAUACUCACCGCUUAGAUUGGUGGUCUUCGUCCACACUAUUAGGAAGCUAGAAGCGCAUAUUAACUAGUUGUUUGUGCAUUGACUGUCGAGCAUUUGUGAUUUAUUUUUAAUUUUAAUUUGUGCAUAUUGAUAAUUUGGUUUUGCAACGAUACUCAACCACAUCGGCUCUGCAAAGAUGUUUCGAUUGGGACAGGUUGUGAUCCGCAAUGGCCAGAAGGUGAAAGCCAUCGAGCUUCGAAGAUGCCUUUCGGCGGCACCGCAAACGCAGAAGCGCGCCGAAAAUCGUGCCGUGGCCGACGACAAGAAACCCAACAUGUCCUUCCUGACCAACAUCUUCCGCGGUGAAGUACAACCGGCUCAGGUGUUCCCGUACCCGGAAGUGCUCGAUGCCGAACAGAAGGAAUACAUUGCCGCUUUCGUCGAUCCCGUGACUAGAUUUUUUGAGGAAGUCAACGAUCCGGUGAAAAACGACACCACUGCAAGCAUCGAUGAAGCCACUUCGGAUGCCCUUUGGGAGUUGGGCGCCUUCUCGCUGCAGGUUCCUCCGGAGUACGGUGGUCUCGGUUUGAACAACACACAGUACUCCCGAAUGUGCGACAUCAUCGGUGGACAGGAUUUAGGGCUGGGAAUCUUCAUCGGUGCACAUCAGAGUAUUGGUUUCAAAGGAAUUCUGCUGUACGGAACUAAGGAGCAAAAGGAAAAAUACCUGCCUAAGGUUUCUACCGGACGGACCUAUGCAGCGUUUGCGCUGACUGAGCCGAGUUCCGGAUCGGACGCCGGAUCAAUCCGGUGCCGGGCGGUGAAGACCCCAGACGGCAAGCACUAUGUUUUGAAUGGAUCCAAGAUCUGGAUUUCUAACGGUGGAAUUGCGGACAUAAUGACCGUUUUCGCUCAAACUGAGAUUGAGGAUCCCCGUACCGGACAGAAGAAGGACAAGGUAACAGCGUUUAUCGUCGAACGCGGAUUCGGAGGAGUCACCAGUGGACCUCCGGAGAACAAAAUGGGUAUCAAGUGCUCCAACACGGCUGAGGUCUAUUUCGAGGAUUGUAAGAUUCCUAUUGAAAAUGUCCUGGGAGGAGAAGGCAAUGGGUUCAAGGUUGCCAUGAACAUCCUGAACAAUGGUCGAUUCGGCAUGGCCGCUACUUUGUCCGGUACAAUGCGAGCUUGUAUUCAGAAGGCCACCGAACAUGCCACGAAUCGAGUCCAAUUCGGACGCAAGUUGGAGACGUACGGUGGAAUCCAGGAGAAGCUAGCCCGUAUGGCGAUGCAUCACUACGCGACACAAUCGAUGGCUUACAUGAUCUCUGGAAACAUGGACUCCGGUUCCACUGACUACCAUCUGGAGGCGGCCAUUUCCAAGGUGUUUGCCUCGGAGUCGGCGUGGUACGUGUGCGAUGAAGCGAUUCAGAUUCUCGGAGGAAUGGGAUUCAUGAAAGACGCCGGAUUGGAGCGUAUUAUGCGUGAUUUGAGGAUUUUCAGAAUUUUUGAGGGAACCAACGAUAUUCUGAGGCUGUUUGUCGCCUUGACCGGCAUCCAGUACGCUGGAUCGCAUCUGAAAGAACUGCAGAAGGCGUUCAAAAACCCGGCUGCUAACUUGGGGUUGAUUCUGCAGGAGGGAUCCCGACGAGCAAUUCGUAGCAUCGGAUACGGUGGAACCGACCUGGCACCAUUCGUUGCCGGUCCACUCAAGGAAUCGGCCAAGCAGUGCUCUGAGAGCAUCGACAUCUUCGGUCAAGCGGUGGAAUCCCUGUUGAUCAAACAUGGCAAGGGCAUCGUAGAGGAGCAGUUCAUGCUGAACCGGUUGGCCGAUGCUGCCAUCGACACCUACGCCAUGGCCGUGGUUCUCUCCCGGGCGUCUCGAGCCGUUCAGAAGAAUCUUCCAUCGGCCGAGCAUGAAGUCCUGAUGGCGCAAGCCUGGUGCCACGAAGCGGCCGACCGAGUGCGCGUCAAUAUCCGUAAGAUCAAUACCGAUUCGUUCGCGAAGAACUACGGCAAGAUGUCGCAGAUUUCCAAGAACAUUUGUGCACACAAUGGCAUCGCGCAUAAUAACCCGCUGGAUAUUGAUUAAUCAAAGGAGUAAGUUAGGUCUUAGGAUAAACGAGGUGGUUCAUAUUGGUUUUCUAGCGAAAAUGCAAUUAGGGAAUCCUGCAGCACGACAGUGUCAAAUAUUCACCAAAACCCCCAAAAUCGAUUAUACUAAAUGAAAGAACGCUUGCGACGGCUGCAAGAGUUGGACUUUGCUCCAAUUGACUAUGUAUGCAAGUUGAUUGUUAUUUGGGAUGAACGAUAGAUGGAAAAAUUAGAUAGACAAUUUCACCGACAUCCACUAACUUAUGUUACGAUUUUGAGUUUUAGGCAUAAUAACCAGACUUUACGUUUUGUUCGAUGUACAUACCGUUAUUUUAAGAAUGCAGUGUUUGAUUUAUUUUCAGAAAUAUAUUAGGUUUUACUAUAACACA
Molecule: messenger RNA, 2506 nt
Organism: Aedes albopictus (Asian tiger mosquito)
Lineage: Eukaryota; Metazoa; Arthropoda; Insecta; Diptera; Culicidae
Product: very long-chain specific acyl-CoA dehydrogenase, mitochondrial
Exons: 5
Coding region: 223-2115 (630 amino acids)
Molecular function (GO): flavin adenine dinucleotide binding; very-long-chain fatty acyl-CoA dehydrogenase activity; fatty-acyl-CoA binding
Source: RefSeq, a predicted model, not a curated record